AAAAAUCACUGGUAUUCAUGCCCAUUACCAUUGUUCCCUAUUGAACUGAACCUCUUUAUCUAUUAUCAACUUACCUGAAAAAAAGGUACUCGCAAAUUUUCUAAUUUCUCUGUUUCCUUUCUUCGGCGCCUUUUUUUUGGGGGGGGGACGAGAGAGAGAGAGAGAGAGUUGUCUGUGUGCAAUGUGUGCACGAGUUAUAUAGUGCAGCAGAAUGUUAAUGGGCCUAUGUUUUUACAACAGAAUAUUCCAACUUGGAAGCUCCCCAUUUUGCGUAAACACGCUUAGCCGUCUCGGAUCUCUCUGCAUUCCACAAUUUUAAUGACAAGGUCGUCGUCUGCUUCGAACUCUACGACAACGAGCACCCAUUCACCUUACAAAGCCAUCAUGACCAGUGUACCGAAAUCAAAGAGAAGAAAGAAACCUUUGACUGCAGCCAUGCUCAAGCGAACAAUCAGUACGGCAACAACCAACACAACAGCAGACGCGGACGAUUCCGACUAUGAGAAAAUCAAUGCCUCGUCGUCCGAUUCUGUGAACAACAAGCCUGGUGUUACUAACCAUAAUGGACCACUACCACCACCACCGCCACCAUUAGCAACAGCAGCAGCAACGGGCAAUGUCGAGACUGCUGUUCCUCCCUCCACUAUUACCACAACGGCCACCACAGCAACCACAAUGACGAACAGUAUUAGUACUAUGAACAGUGCAACGGCAACGGAAACAACUUCUACGUCGACUAAAAAGAAAAAGAAGAAAAACAAGAACAAGGGCAAGGCGCACGACGAGUUUUGGUCUAAUACAAGUAAUACUGAAGAACGACAGAAGAUUCGGGAGUUCUGGUUGCAGUUACGAGAAGACGAACGACGCUCGCUGGUCAAGGUCGAAAAAGAAGCUGUCCUGCGAAAAAUGAAGGAACAACAGCGGCAUAGUUGUAAUUGCUCCGUAUGCGGCAAAAAGAGAUCGGCCAUUGAGGAUGAACUCGAGGUCCUUUAUGAUGCCUAUUACGAAGAACUCGAACAGUAUGCAAACAACCAGCAGCACUCUCGGAAUAACCCCCUGGCCGGCUCGUACCCUCCGUCAGAAACCAUGUAUGAAGAAGAUUACCUGGAAAACAACGAUCACUUUUGUCAGGAAGAUGACGAUGACGACGACGAGGAAGAUGAUGAAGAGUAUGACGACGAGAUCUAUGAAGAUGACGACGACGAGGAUGACGAGGAUGACGAUGACGAUGUCAGCCAGUCAGACCGAUCCGACUUAGCUUCCGACGAUGGAGAUGAUGACGAUGAUGUUCAAUACAAUGGCCACAUGACUCGUACUGCAAGUUUUAACAACAGUAUCGAUCACCUUAACUUUGGGAAUAGCCUUACCGUCAAAGGUGGCAUACUUACAGUUGCUGACGAUUUACUAAAGAACGAUGGCAAAAAGUUUCUCGACAUGAUGGAACGUCUCGCUGAACGACGGAUAAAAAAGGAAGAAGUUAAUUUAGACCAGGCAGACGAGUAUUAUGAAGAGGACGAAGAUGACGAUGAAGUAUACGACGACGAAGAAGACGAAGAGUCUUUGCAAGAUACGCGAACUGAAGAGCAGCGUAUGGAAGAAGGCCGUCGUAUGUUCCAAAUAUUUGCCGCUCGAAUGUUUGAGCAGCGAGUCCUUGCAGCAUACCGGGAAAAGGUUGCGCAGGAGCGACAGCAGCGUCUCAUUCAGGAGCUUGAAGAAGAAGAUCGACUGCGCCAGGAACGCGAGCUUAAGAAGCAAAAAGAAAAGGAGCGCAGACGUGACAAGAAACGGUAACUAAUUUUCUUUCUUACAUACUAAAGCAGAAGUGGUAUGAUCCCGGAAGCUAAAACAAGACCGUGAUGGUUAUCUCUAGUCAAUUGAAGAAGCAAAAAGAAGAGGAGCGGUUAGCAAAAGAAGCACAACGCAAGGCUGAAGAAGAAAAGGCACGUGCUGAACGGGAACGACGACUUGUAGUCGAGCGCCAGAAGCGAGAACAAGAACGCCUUCGACGAGAAGAGGAGAAACGACAAAAAGAACAAGAGCGGAUACAUCGUGAAGAAGAAAAGCGACGACGGUUAAAAGAAGAAAAAGAACGAGCUGCAGAAAAGGAGCGAAAACGAAAGGAGCGCGAACAGAAGGAACG
This is a messenger RNA of Zychaea mexicana, 2140 nucleotides long. Its product is annotated as salt tolerance down-regulator-domain-containing protein. The transcript is spliced from 5 exons. Lineage: Eukaryota; Fungi; Mucoromycota; Mucoromycetes; Mucorales; Lichtheimiaceae. Bases 319 to 1791 code for a protein of 490 amino acids. The record is from RefSeq and is a predicted model, not a curated record.